This is a messenger RNA of Daldinia vernicosa, 1478 nucleotides long. RefSeq lists its product as uncharacterized. The record is from RefSeq and is a predicted model, not a curated record. Lineage: Eukaryota; Fungi; Ascomycota; Sordariomycetes; Xylariales; Hypoxylaceae. The transcript has 2 exons. Bases 652 to 1197 code for a protein of 181 amino acids.
CGGUGUAUCCUCUUGUAUUCCCAUAUAUCAAGUCUAUAGUACCGUAGUAGUGCCAUUGAGCUUUAAAGGUUUGUAUCCGUAUCUGUUGUGGAUGAACUCGGGAUGUUUAUAUAUUCUACAACUCUAUUACAGGUAUCUAUAUUAGUUAGUAUUAGUUAGUUAGAUUGUUCCAUAUCCUGGGGAUAUGGUUCCCUAAACAAUACAAACCUAGAAGAGGCCGAAGGACGAUGUCAGAAACGGUUGUCCAUUCUUAUAGUAUUUUAUACAACUCCCAUCUCGCUGUAGACACCGGUAUCUACCCAACCACCUACGAGUAAACACAACAAACGUAAAUACACUAAAAGUCCGCAAAGCAGACAUGGCAGCAGUAAGGACCAAAAGCGCUGUGUUGCCUUGUUACCACCAUAAUCGUCCUAGCAACAAAGGCCAUACAUACGUACACGCCGUUGCCGAUCAACACCAGUGAUAUUCACCUGUGGGACUGCAAGGAAACUACGUCUUUGGAAUCCUGUAUUAUCAUGUACCACUUGCUACGCUGCCAUACUUCUUAUUUUACCAGUUCGCGUCGUAUUUUCUCUCAUCGGCGAUACCAAGCUAAUUAGAGAACCUCUUCCCACCUUCCAAUUACAUUUCUAUUCCCAGUAGCCCACCAUGUGUAAACAAUACCACUACCACUCCGAAUGCUUUACCACCAACUGCCACUCCAUCCUCGGUUCUAGGAAGCGCAACCGGUACUGCCGCGAAGCUCUCAAAGCUAGGCGUCUCGGGCGUUGCUCAACAGGCGUCCAAAUCGCGGGUGUUUUCCGCGUCGUGGAGUCGACAGCGUGUUGCGAAGCCUGCAAGCAGCAAGCCAAGACAAACCGCCAACACGAACAGCAGAACGAACAGCAGGUCCUAGACCAGAGCAGCAGCAGCAGCAGCAGCAGCAGCAGUGACCAGGAGAAAAACGCUAACAUCGAGAUCCUUGGCUUCGUCGCAAUGCCUAAGGCUAAGCCCAAACCCCCGUCCCAACCUCCCAUCCCAGCCCAAUCUGAACCCCUACCAAAAAGCAAGGGCAAGACCAAGAACAGCAACCAAGACCUAUUCGACACAGUCUUCGCAGCCGCCCUAGCAGACAUGGAAAUCGCCUUUAACAACGCGACUUCGGAUACCGCCACCACCAAACCAGGCACCAGCGACACCAACGAGGAAGCAUAGAACGCCUCUCGCGAAGUCCUCGUCCCCCAAACUCCGGAGAAGAAGACGUCAACCACCACCAAGCGCGGCCGAAAGCACCGCAGCAAACCCCAAGAUCACAGCCAGGAUAAGCCUCCCGUCGACGACGCCGAGCGCUAUCCCUACGGCUUCAGCCCAACGCCGACCGAGGGCAAGUACGUCUGCGAGUAUAGGCGCGAAGACGAGUCUGACUAAGAUGGUUAUCAUGAUGUAUAAAUGAAUGAACGAAACAUACGUCCAGGUUACUUUAUCAUCUGCUUUUG